UCAUUCAUUCAAUAAUUUUUUUAUCAUUCAAAAAUAUUCAAAAUGAGAAAUUCCGUUGCUAUCUUGGCUCUUGUCAUUUUCGUUCUCACUUUCAUCAGUUCUGAAGUCUCUGCCUCUUAUUCAAGCUGUCAAAAGGAUUUGAAAAAAUGUAAAAAAGAAAAGAAAGAAGAUCGUCUUGUAAUUGGUCCAAGCAAAGAUGCUUUUAAAAAGAAUUUGCCUCAAGAUUUCUGUGCAAUCUUCAAAAAAGGUGGCUCAAAAGAAGGUCAACUUAGACAAGCAAAUGGAACACAAAUUCUUACAGGUGUUUGCUCUAAUACACCACAAGGUGAAAUUCCAAAAGUUGAAAAUAUGCCAUCAACCCUUAUCCUUUACCCAGACAAUGGUGAUAAAAUUAAGAAAAAUGAACCAUUUACUAUUAAAGUUAAAACACAAAAAUUAGAACUUGGGUUUUUCAGUGAUCCAGCAAUUACAUAUAACACUUUUCCUCAAGUUUUAAAUAAGCAUGGUUUGAUUCAAGGUCAUCAACAUGUUACUAUCCAAUUUCUCGGCAAAGAUAAAAAUAAUUUAGACUUUCCCGAUGCUACUAAAUUUGAUUUCUUCAAAGGUCUCAAUGACCCUUCUAAGGAUGGAAUCUUAAAUGUUAAAGUUGAUAAAGGUUUACCAAAGAAAGGUUUAUACAGAAUGUGCACCAUUAUCUCAUCUUUCUCUCAUCAAUCUGUUGUAUUGCCCAAGGCACAAAGAGGAGCUAGCGAUGACUGCGUUCGUUUUAGCGUCGUAUAAUAAAAGGCGAUUCUUCUUUCUUUCUUUCUUUU
Messenger RNA from Rhizophagus irregularis DAOM 181602=DAOM 197198, 812 nucleotides. RefSeq lists its product as uncharacterized. NCBI's taxonomy places the organism in Eukaryota, Fungi, Glomeromycota, Glomeromycetes, Glomerales, Glomeraceae. The record is from RefSeq and is a predicted model, not a curated record.